Orussus abietinus is the source of this 2724-nucleotide messenger RNA. It is a transcript of the gene Mcm6, whose product is annotated as DNA replication licensing factor Mcm6. The transcript is spliced from 11 exons. Gene Ontology annotation, molecular function: single-stranded DNA binding; single-stranded 3'-5' DNA helicase activity; ATP binding. Lineage: Eukaryota; Metazoa; Arthropoda; Insecta; Hymenoptera; Orussidae. The record is from RefSeq and is a predicted model, not a curated record. Bases 83 to 2539 code for a protein of 818 amino acids. Gene Ontology annotation, cellular component: MCM complex; nucleus. Gene Ontology annotation, biological process: DNA replication initiation; double-strand break repair via break-induced replication; mitotic DNA replication.
GAUAAAUGUUUACCGCGUUAAUUGAUUUGUUUGAACCGUGUUUGGUUUCGUUUAUAUGUUUCAGUUUUAAUUGUAAUUAAUUAUGGCUGUUCCUGAAAGCAACGUUGUACAAGUUAGAGAUGAGGUUGGAAUGAAGUGUCAGAAGUUAUUUCACGACUUCCUUCAAGAAUAUAAGGAAGAAGGAGUGCCGAAGUACCACGAGCCUGUGAAAGAAUUAGUAAGUCCUGAACGAAGCACGUUGGAAGUGUCAUUCGAUGAUAUAGAGAAGUAUAAUCAAGCUCUGUCGACCACAAUUAUAGAAGAAUAUUAUAGAGUGUAUCCGUAUCUCUGCCAAGCCAUUUGCAAUUUUAUUAAGGACAUUGAGGGAGUUCGGAAAGACAAGGAGUGUUAUGUGAGUCUUAUCGACGUACCUACACGUCACAAAGUUAGAGAACUUACCACCUCCAAAAUUGGAACUCUGAUUCGAAUAUCUGGUCAAGUCGUUAGGACUCAUCCGGUUCAUCCGGAACUGGUGCUCGGUACUUUUCUCUGUUUAGACUGUAAUGCAGUGAUAAAAAAUGUUGAGCAACAAUUUAAAUUUACGAAUCCAGCCAUUUGUCAAAAUCCUGUAUGCAGUAACAGGCGCAGAUUUAUGCUGGAUGUGGAUAACUCUACGUUCGUUGACUUUCAAAAAGUCAGGAUUCAGGAAACACAAGCCGAGCUGCCAAGAGGAUGUAUUCCUCGCUCUGUUCAAGUUAUCCUGAGAGCGGAGACUGUCGAUAUAGUUCAGGCCGGUGACAGGUAUGACUUUACUGGAACACUAAUAGUGGUGCCAGAUGUUGGAGUUUUGGCAACGAGUGCUGCAAAGGCUGAGUCUGGUUCCCGGCAUAAAGCCGGUGAGCAGGGUGAAGGUGUCAAAGGUUUGAAAGCACUUUCAGUCAGAGAGUUGCAUUAUAAGAUGGCGUUCCUAGCUUGCAGUGUCACGGCUACUAGUUUGCGAUUCGGUGGAACGGAAGUGACAAUGGAUGAGAUCUCUCAAGAGAUAAUGAAGAAACGAAUGACGGAGGCAGAGUGGAACAAGAUCUACGAGAUGAGCAGAGAUAAAAACUUGUACCAGAACUUGGUCUCAAGUCUGUUUUCCGCUGUUCAUGGGAACGAAGAAGUAAAGAAAGGCAUUCUACUGAUGUUGUUUGGUGGAGUGCCAAAGACCACUAUGGAAGGAACGACACUCAGGGGGGACAUAAACUGCUGCAUCGUUGGUGAUCCCAGCACGGCGAAGUCUCAAAUGUUGAAACUGGUUGCCGAUCUUUCUCCCAGGGCUGUUUAUACUUCUGGGAAAGCUUCCAGUGCUGCUGGUUUGACAGCUGCCGUUGUCAGGGACGAGGAAUCUUCGGACUUUGUUAUCGAAGCCGGUGCGCUGAUGUUGGCCGAUAAUGGGAUUUGCUGCAUCGAUGAGUUUGAUAAAAUGGACCCAAGAGAUCAGGUUGCGAUUCACGAAGCUAUGGAACAACAAACUAUUUCCAUUGCUAAAGCUGGUGUAAGGGCAACUUUAAAUGCUAGGACUUCAAUAUUGGCUGCAGCGAACCCCAUAGGUGGUCGAUACGACAGAUCUAAGUCUUUGCAACAAAAUAUCCUCUUAACGGCUCCGAUUAUGUCGAGAUUUGAUUUGUUUUUUAUUCUGGUGGACGAGUGUAAUGAAGUAAUAGACAAUGCGAUAGCUAAGAAGAUCGUAGACCUUCACUGCAACAAUAUGAUCAACAUUGAGACGAUCUACACUCAGACGGAGAUCCUGAAGUACAUUAAUUUUGCGAAGCAUUUUAAGCCAGUUAUAAAUCCAGCUGCUGCUGAAAUUUUGGUGGAGAGUUAUACAUCCCUACGACAAAGAGAAGGCGCCGGUGCAGGAAAAACAUGGAGAGUCACUGUUCGACAACUGGAAAGCCUUGUGAGGUUAGCAGAAGCUUUGGCCAAGUUGGAAUGUGUUGAUGAAGUUACGGUGAAGCAUGUAAAAGAGGCUAGAAGACUGUUGAGCAAAAGUAUAGUCAGAGUGGAACAACCGGAUAUUGAUCUCGAUGAGGAAACGGAAGGAAAUAUGGGGAUGGACCUCGAUGAGCCACCUCCUCUCAUGGCUGCUUUCGAUGCAAUGGAUGCCACCACCCCUGAGUCUACUCCAGCUUCUGCUGCUGGGGAACGUUCCGUCGCUGAGCCACCCAAGAAGAAACUUACAAUGUCGUUCGAUGAAUAUAGAAAUCUUUCAAAUAUGUUGGUGUUGUAUAUGAGAAACCAGGAAAGCCGGUUUGAAACCGAAGGGGAAGGUAAAGAAGGAAUUAGGAAGUCUGAAUUGGUGGCUUGGUAUCUCGAUCAAGUGCAAGAUCAGAUCGAUUCGGAGGAGGAAUUGCUGGACCGGAAAGCAUUGGUGGAGAAAAUUGUAGAACGACUUAUAUACCAUGACCAAGUGCUGAUUCCACUGACACUGGCAGACUUCAAAGACAAGGAUGACUCCAGCGAAGUAAACGAAGACCAUUUACUGGUGGUGCACCCCAAUUAUGUUAUUGAUGUCUAAAAAGUUCAAUAUUUUUGUACAUUUUCAUUUAAUUCGUAAUUUUAUCCAGUUCGGCUUUAAGUCGUUAGUUCAAACUUGUACGCGACUUGUCUAGCAAUGAGUGACUCGAUACUUCCAGUGCCUUCCAGAGAACUUUUGCAUUUUUUAAUAAACCACUUUUUUUGUAAGACGGUUUUUAAAGUGGA